This is a messenger RNA of Heteronotia binoei (common prickly gecko), 2336 nucleotides long. RefSeq names its product ST6 N-acetylgalactosaminide alpha-2,6-sialyltransferase 2 (gene ST6GALNAC2). The transcript has 9 exons. The coding region runs from base 19 to 1137 and encodes 372 amino acids. Gene Ontology annotation, molecular function: sialyltransferase activity. The record is from RefSeq and is a predicted model, not a curated record. Lineage: Eukaryota; Metazoa; Chordata; Lepidosauria; Squamata; Gekkonidae.
CCCCCUCCCUUUUUCUGAAUGGGGUCUCCUCGGUGGAAGAGGCUAUGCCUUUUUUUGCUGCUAGGGCUAACUUUUUCUGUCAUCCUCUAUGGGCAUUACACCACCACUCUGGAUUCUUCCACGGGUCCCAGGAUCGCGUCUAGAGGGAACCCAACCAAAGAAUCAUUUCAGCAUGAAAAUAUGAAUCCUACUAAGAAGAAGUCUAGUUUGUGCCACUGGUUAUUAAAGUCCAAAGUGAAGAUGGACCCCAUAUUUGGGAAGCAAUUUGAUUUUGACAUUCCAGUACUGAUAUGGGAGCAGCACUUCACCCCAGAGACUUGGGACAGACUGAAGGAACACAACGCCCCCUAUGGCUGGCGGGGGUUGUCAUAUGGAGUUAUUGCUUCCACAGUGCGGCUCCUCAAUGACUCCGCCAACGGUAGGCUCUUUGCCAAGACCACGCCCCCCAACAGCUGCAUCCGCUGUGCUGUGGUGGGCAAUGGGGGAAUUCUGAAUGGAUCCCGCCAAGGCAAGAACAUAGAUGCUCAUGACUUUGUCUUCAGGCUCAACGGGGCAGUGAUCAAAGGCUUUGAGGAAGAUGUUGGGACAAAGACCUCCUUUUACGGUUUCACAGUAAACACCAUGAAGAAUUCUCUUAUUGCUUAUGCAGAAUAUGGCUUCACCCAGAUACCACAGGGCAAGGAUGUAUGGUACAUUUUCAUUCCCUCAGAUAUACGUGAUUACCUCAUGAUCAAAUCUGCUGUGUUGGGCAUCCCUGUUUCAGAAGGUUAUGACAAAGGCGAUGAGCCACAGAAAUACUUCGGCUCUGAAGCAUCUGUAGGCAAGUUCAAGCUGCUGCACCCAGAAUUCCUGCACUAUCUAACAGAGAGGUUUUUAAGAUCUGAAAUAAUGAACACCCAAUUUGGGCAUCUCUACAUGCCCAGCACUGGUGCCCUUAUGCUUCUAACAGCUCUGCACACCUGUGACCAGGUCAGUGCCUAUGGAUUCAUCACAGAGAACUACAGGAAGUUCUCCGACCACUAUUAUGACAGCGAGAAAAAGCCCUUGGUGUUCUAUGCCAACCAUGACAUGCUGUUAGAGUCGGAGCUGUGGAAGCGCUUGCACCGGAUUGGCAUCAUGAAGCUGUAUCAGCAAUGAAGUGGGCACCUGCUCUUCGUUGUCUAAGUGUGAAAACUUUCCUGUUCCACAGGAGUCCUUUGGCUGUAGGUCAUGAGUGGAACUGAGAACUGUAGCAGCUGUUUGCCCUGUCAGAAGAAAGAUCUAUCUAUGGCUAACAGUCAGCAAACUCCAGAGACACUGCUGUAGAAUCACCAUUGCCACCUCUUUGGCUUAAAAAAGCUGGGGCUAGCUAGAUGAUAACGAAACAGACAUAAUUGUAGCAGCUCAGCUGCUGCUCACCUACUUUCAAUUAUGCUUUUUCUAGAAGUGAGAUGAUCGGUCUUCACAGAAUAAUGUCUUGACCUAGUACGGUAGUUCCUGGCAUCGUUCCAGCCCUCCUCCUAGCCGACAGAACUCACUGUUAAAUGGGGCAAAGGAUCCUGGAGCACACUGCAUUUGCCCAGAGCCCAAUACUGUCCCCAUGGUGACAGCCACAGAACAUUGCUUUUGUGUGCUAAGAAUGCAGCAAACCAAUGGUUGGGUGACAAAGCCUCAGAAAGUUCUCUCUAAAGCAGCCAGCUGAGUAUUAUGACCCUACUGUGGGUCAACAAGCUCGGACAUGGGAACUGUGUGUGAGAGAGAUAAAGAGAAGCACUAAGCUGUUCUAGGCACAAAUGACAGAAUGUGUACCGAAGAGAGAGCCUGAUACUUUUGUCCCAAUUGUAUGGGGAAAACUUCUUUGUGCCCCUUCUUUUAUACACUGUGGUGGUUUUCAGUAGCAGAGGGGACCCUCCUUUUUCUACAAUCCAGAUUGCAACUCCGUCCUUUAAGUUCACCGUAGUGUUAUAUAAAUAUAGGUGGAUCAUGUGAAACUUUCUCCUUGCUGGUUCAUGAGGUAGUCUCCCCCUGACGAGUACUGGGCUAAACAUCUUCAUUCUACAUUGGCAACUUACCCACCCGCACUGUCUGGGGUCCAGCUCAGUCUUGAGGAAUCACUUUAUGAAUACUAAACCUGCCUGGCUAGGAGUCACAAAGUUUCUGCUUACACAGUGAUAAAUAGGGCAGUCCCUCCCACAUCAUGUAGGACAGCUAGCCACAGGGGGUUGAGUGACUAGUGUAGGGCUGUGUAUAUAAAACGUGCACUGAAAAAAAGAGUUUGCCAAGAAAAAUUGAACUGUGUGUAAAUUGUAAACGUUUGUAUAAAUCAUGCAAACUAAAUAAAAUUGCCUACGUUUGUA